AUUCAAAACAAUAUAACUAACAUUCUCAAUUGGAAAGAAAAUUAAAGGAAAAAAAAAGUGAAAAUUAAGAUUACUUUGUUUUUUCUUGUUGAUUUUUCUCUCUGUUUCCAUGAUUCCGAUUAAGAAUUUCUUUGCAGCACCCUCGUGUUUUCUUCCACCGGAGAUGAUCUUCACGGUUGAGUCGAAAAAUUCGGAGGAGGAGUUUGUUUAUCAGUAACUUUGAUUUGAAUUUUACGAUAUCAAUUUUGUGGUUUUUUUCUUUCUUUUUUUCUUUCUUCGAAAUGGAGUCCGUCAAUUUCUACGAUAUAAGAACAGAGAAAGCGAACGCGAUUCUUAAGUAUCGACAGUUUAGGAAAAUCGCUAAUCUGUUUCGAUUCAUCGAAUUGUGUUUGAUUCUCAUCGUGAUCUCGAGAUUUUCCAGUCAUUUGCCGACUGCUUUGAAAAAUUCUACCGAGUAUUUCCGAUGCUUGUCCGUGACAUUAAUCAGUCCUCGUUUCGUGUUUUUGAUCGGAAACGCUAUAGUCAUCACUCUUUUCGCUAAGUCUGGACAGUUCUCUGCCAAGGAUCCGAGCAAGAAGAGUUUAGUUGCGGAUCUUUACGAGGAGUUCAUAAAAAACAGCGAGAAGAAUAAUCAGAAAUCUCCACGCACUGAAAUCAAGCAUAUCGACGAAAGCCGCAGAAAAGCUUCGAUAUCUGUCGAGAAGAUCGUGAAUAAUCCUAAGGAAACAAGGCGAUAUGAGAGGAGUAAAUCGGAGAGAAUGGAGGUUGUACCGCGGGAGAAGGUGGAUCGUGAAAUGCAGCGAUCGGAGACGGAGAAAUGCAAGAAAAUGGUGGAAUUGAAGGAAGGAAGAAGAAAUAGGUCGUAUCUGGAAGAUGGAAUGAGCAACGAAGAGUUCCGGCAGACGGUGGAGGCGUUCAUAGCGCGGCAGCAGAGGUUGCAAAGGGAGGAAGAGUUGAGUGAAUUUUAGGAAAACUAUGUAAAUCAAAAAGCUCUAAGUUGUGGUAAAUCCGCCAAGAAAAUUAGGGCUACGGGUUGAAGAAGAUGAAAAAAGUUGUAACAACUUUUAAUGUAUGUAAUGUAUACAGUUUUAUUUUCAAAAACAUAUAUUUGGAUGAAAGUUAUAUAAAAACACAUUCAAACCACUUUUUAUUUUUUA
Cucumis sativus (cucumber) is the source of this 1157-nucleotide messenger RNA. RefSeq lists its product as uncharacterized. The transcript has a single exon. Lineage: Eukaryota; Viridiplantae; Streptophyta; Magnoliopsida; Cucurbitales; Cucurbitaceae. The record is from RefSeq and is a predicted model, not a curated record. The coding region runs from base 282 to 968 and encodes 228 amino acids.